This is a messenger RNA of Dentiscutata erythropus, 213 nucleotides long. Lineage: Eukaryota; Fungi; Glomeromycota; Glomeromycetes; Diversisporales; Gigasporaceae. The record is from the annotation of a GenBank genome assembly.
UAUAUUGGGACUAUGUACAAGCUUAUAAAGAUAAGCAUGGAAAAGAUGUUCGUGUUUUAGCUGAAUCAACUUUUACUAAUAUCUGGAAAUCUUUAAUGCCAUCACUUCAAUUUAUGUCCGCGAAAACUGAUUUAUGUGAAACUUCUCAUUUAAAUCGUACACAAGAAGAACAUAACUAUUAUAAUGCUAACAUUAUGAAUGCAAUUGAGGAUA